This is a messenger RNA of Platichthys flesus (European flounder), 2446 nucleotides long. It is a transcript of the gene maip1, whose product is annotated as matrix AAA peptidase interacting protein 1. NCBI's taxonomy places the organism in Eukaryota, Metazoa, Chordata, Actinopteri, Pleuronectiformes, Pleuronectidae. The transcript is spliced from 5 exons. The record is from RefSeq and is a predicted model, not a curated record. Gene Ontology annotation, biological process: protein insertion into mitochondrial inner membrane from matrix; inner mitochondrial membrane organization. The coding region runs from base 31 to 768 and encodes 245 amino acids. Gene Ontology annotation, cellular component: mitochondrial inner membrane. Gene Ontology annotation, molecular function: ribosome binding.
CGGAUAACAAGAGUUCCGAGGCAUUCCAAGAUGGCGCUGCCCAUGUUGCGAGGGUAUUACAGGGUUCCGUCCCCGUUCAGCCUCGCUCGUCUGCUUAUACAUGAACGUGUCCUCCCGCUCUGCUCCGGGAACAAGAGGCCGCCUCCCCCCGCGGCUGCCGGGGCCCCACUGCGGGCCUACAGCUCGGACCGGGGCGGGGACAGGCAGAACCAGAAGGUGGUGGUGGUCGGGAUCCCCAACCCCCUCAUCUGGCUCCGCACCCGGGUCUACUACUUCCUGAUCCGGGCCUACUUUGACAAGGAGUUCCGCAUCGAGGAGUUCACGGAGGGAGCGAAGCAGGCUUUCUCCCACGUGUCCAGGCUCCUGUCCCGGUGUCAGUUCGAGGCUCUGGAGGGACUCGUGGCCGAAGACUUGAUUGGGAAGCUGAAGGAGAAGUGCAGCCUGCUCCCACUGAGCAGCCAGAAAGCCCUCUCUGCAGGUCCUGAUCAGAUCAUGUACACAACACCCGGAGACGUGGGGAUCCACUACGACGACAAUGGAAGGAAGUUUGUCAGUAUCCUGAUGCGCUUCUGGUACCUGACCAGCGCGCAGCUUCCUGAAGACACCAUGGAGGGAGCUCGUAUCUUCCAGGUGUCCAUUGGUGGAGAAGGAGAAGCAGAGACGAAAAGACUGCUCACUGCAAUUUAUGAAUUCCAAAGGGAGUUUACUAAAGGAGUUCCACCGGACUGGACCAUCACGAGGAUAGAGCACUCCAAGCUUUUGGAUUAAGCUGGUUUCGGUUCCGGGCAGAUGUUCCAGUGGAAACUAGUCAAAGACAAGAGAUUCUCCUCAGUAUUUAGUUUCUGAAAUUGAGAGAUGAGAUGAGCUCAAAUUACCAGAGAGGAACAUAAGACAUGGGAAGUCAGAGAAAAGCACCAGGACUUGGAUUCAGUCACUAUUCUCCAGGAGGCUCUCCACACCUGUCUGCAGUUUGUCAGUGUUUCUGAUUGUGUUCUCCACAAUCCCUUAUAUCCCAGAAACUAAUGACUAGAACUUGAUCCGAUCUGUGAGCUGUUGCUUUGGGAAUCUAAUCAUAGCCUUAUUUGAACUAUUGUACUAAUGCCAGAAGGACGGAGUUCCACAGGGAUGUCAGGUGAUCCCAAAAACCACAUCCUGAUUGGAACCUGGUGAGAUGACAUCUGGCCCCUCAUCUGUGUUUCUUCUCUUUAAUGUCUCCAGGUUCAUGUAUAUAGAGCCAGAUCCUCACAUGAUAUCUCAGGACACUUCUCACAUACAGCAGGUUCACACUGAGGAUUUCACAAUCUUACUAACAGACCCAGAAACUCUCACAAUGACCUGGCGACAACUAGCAAGAGAGAAAGUUCAGAGGCAGCGACCUCGAGCUGUCGAAGAUCUGCUGCUGCUGCAAACACUUUCAUUUCAAUACAUUAUAUAUGUACGAUUGUGUGUUUCAAUUUGUGUCCAAUGUUCCCAACACAAUAUUGUCUUGUGUUGUCUUUUUUCUGCUGUGUUCAGUGGACUGAGCUACAUCCAGUGUGUGUACUGCUUGUUGUCUGUAGUGGUUCAGGCAGCUGCAGAAAACCAUUGAUUUGUUUUAUUAAAGGUUUGAGGAAUGUAUGUUGUGUUACUGGAAACUGUGUGUAAUGCAGCUUUGUCUUUUUUGUCCUCCCUCACACGUACCUAGUGCUGGUUUAAAGAGGAAGACAGAACUCUGAGGUUUUCUGACUGGAGGAACCUGCUGAGGCAAUUAGAGCGACUGACGUUAUCAAAUCUGCAUAAUGUUCCGGAGGAAUUUAUUUCUCCGGUGGAAGGAAGUUUUCAUUUGGUUUGCAGCGACCUGUUGUAUCCCAGACACAGUCCUCUGCAAACCAUUCCACCUGAGAGUCCUCAUAAUAUCAUAUCAAAACAUGUUCAGAGUACCUUACACUGCUUUUUGUGGAAAGAUAUCCAUGUAUUUGACAAAGGUUGGAAGGAAGUCAAUUUGUGUCUUAGUGUGUUGUGACAUCAGAGUUGAAUUAAAGUCGCACAUUUUGACUUGACAGUUGAAUAAGAUGAGCAGAUUGAGACAUCAAGGUCUACUGCACUGUGCACAUUGUUCUAACUCAGUUGAAUUAUGUUUUAAAAAACAUUACAAUACACAUACGAUACAUUGUACUAGUUUUUAUUUUAAUUUGUGAAAUGGUGACAACAUAAAGUUAGAUAUAUGUUCAUAUAAUGAAAGACAUACAGACAAAACAUAAUCCAGUUAAAGUGACGUGUCUGAUAAUGUAGUGAUCGUGGGCGACGAUGGUGUGUUUGAUAUAGGCAUAAAUAUGAGUUAUUUGAUGUAUGUUAACAAAAAACAAAUAGAAUAAAAUGUAUUUGAUACAUACAUACAUAUACCCUAUAAUAUAUCUGAAUUUACCCUAUUAUAUGUAUAUUUUUCCAGACUAACAGAACAGAUUAC